GCUACAUGUCGUCCCCGCAGGCCCUAGAGGAUGAACAGGGCGACGGCGAUCCACCCAGGGACCUCCGCAGCGUCCUGGUCACCAGCGUGCUCAACCUCGAGCUGCUGGACGAGGAUCUCUUCAGAGGAAGGCAUUACUGGGUACCCUCAACCCAGCGGCUGUUUGGGGGUCAGAUCGUGGGCCAGGCUUUGGUGGCUGCAGCCAAGUCUGUGAGUGAAGAUGUCCACGUGCAUUCCCUGCACUGUUACUUUGUUCGGAAAGGGGACCCGAAGGUGCCGGUGCUGUACCAGGUGGAACGGACGCGAACUGGGGUGAGCUUCUCCGUGCGCUCCGUGAAGGCUGUGCAACACGGCAGGCCCAUCUUCAUCUGCCAGGCCUCCUUCCAGAAGGCCCAGCCCAGCCCUGUGCAGCACCAGUUCUCCAUGCCUACCGUGCCUCCGCCGGAAGAGCUGCUUGGCCACGAGGCCCUCAUUAACCAGUAUUUAAGGGACCCUAACCUCCAAGAGAAGUACCGAGUGGGGCUGAACCGAAUUGCUGCCCGGGAGGUGCCCAUUGAGAUCAAGCUGGUAAACCUACCCACUCUGAGCCAGCUGCGGAGCAUGGAGCCCAAACAGAUGUUCUGGGUGCGAGCCCGGGGCUACAUUGGGGAGGGCGACAUGAAGAUGCACUGCUGCGUGGCAGCCUAUAUCUCGGACUAUGCCUUCCUGGGCACAGCACUGCUGCCCCACCAGUGGCAGCACAAGGUGCACUUCAUGGUCUCCUUGGAUCACUCCAUGUGGUUCCACGCCCCUUUCCGAGCUGACCACUGGAUGCUCUAUGAGUGUGAGAGCCCCUGGGCCGGGAAGGGGGGCUCUCGAGUGCCAACAGCAUCACAAUAAAGGAGCCACCACCUUGAAGUUAGGACUCUUGGGUUCAUGUUUGGCCUGAUCCUUAAGGCCAAGUUCCUGAACCUCUCCGGACUUGACUGGCAUCAUCUGGAACAUGGGACAAGGCCUGCUUCACUUAGUCACCGUGAGGCCUAAGUGAGCUGUUCUGCAUAUAAGAGAAACCAGCAGUUCCCUUCCUAAAUAAUCAGACUAAGGCCCUGGGCUAGCAAGGGAGAAUCUCCACGUGGGGAGGGGGGGUGGCCAGGCCUCACGGCUCCACGUCCCGUCCUCUGAG
Kogia breviceps (pygmy sperm whale) is the source of this 1161-nucleotide messenger RNA. The record is from RefSeq and is a predicted model, not a curated record. NCBI's taxonomy places the organism in Eukaryota, Metazoa, Chordata, Mammalia, Artiodactyla, Physeteridae.